This is a messenger RNA of Dendronephthya gigantea, 1318 nucleotides long. RefSeq names its product gamma-butyrobetaine dioxygenase-like. The coding region runs from base 1 to 1176 and encodes 391 amino acids. The record is from RefSeq and is a predicted model, not a curated record. Gene Ontology annotation, biological process: carnitine biosynthetic process. Gene Ontology annotation, molecular function: oxidoreductase activity. NCBI's taxonomy places the organism in Eukaryota, Metazoa, Cnidaria, Anthozoa, Malacalcyonacea, Nephtheidae. The transcript is spliced from 6 exons. Gene Ontology annotation, cellular component: mitochondrion.
AUGAAUACGGACGGAUGUAUAGAAGUCAAGUGGAUCAAUGGAAGUAUUGAUGAAUAUCCAUAUAUUUACCUGCGCGAGAAUUGCCGUUGUCCAGCCUGUUGUAAUGACAAAAGAAAAACACGUACAUUAUAUACGCCAAAAGAGGUUGAUCUCGAUGUUACAGCAGAGUUCGCUAACUGGAAUACUGAGCACAAUCAACUUGCAGUAAAAUGGGAAGAUGGUCAUACCAGCAAUUAUUCGGUUGACUGGUUAAAACAUUUGAGGUAUCGUCCACCCGGUGAAGAUCAACCUUUAUCUGGUGUGAUAAGGAAGGGUAUUGAAUUAUGGGGUCCAGACAUGUCUCAAGAACGGAAGUUGCCUACGUUUCAAUUUGAUAAGUUACUGAAGGAUGAUAAAGAGCUGUUUAAGUGGUUGGUGGAAAUAGCAACUCGAACUGGAAUAACUAAGAUAGAAAAUGCGCCUAGCGGGUCUGGUCAUCUAGGAACUUUAGGUCAUAGAGUUGGCUAUCUUAUGACAACGAGUUACGGACUAAUAAGUGAAGUAAAAGCAAGCGGUGGGCAACAUGAAAUUAGCUAUGCCCCUUCCUAUUUGCCCUUCCAUACUGAUCUUACCUACAACCAAGUCCAAGCCGCGGUUUUGAUGCUUCAUUGUGUUGAACAAACGAAAGGGGAAGGUGGUGAAAAUAUAUUAGUUGAUGGCUUUCAUGCAGCAAAACUCCUCUACGAGGAAGAUCCAGAGUCAUUUGAAAUUCUUGUGAACACACCAGUGACAUUCCGCAAUUGCACGUCAAAAACCACUUUUGGAAAAAUGCAUACUCUCUCCAGUCAUCAUUUGAUCCGACUUGACUCGGCAAAGAAACUGAAGCAGUUGUUUUAUAGUGACGAGUAUCGUGACAAUCAAAUGCCACUGGAACCGAAGCUUAUGAAAUCUUUUUAUAAAGCCUAUUUUCGUUACUCCGAACUCAUGCAGGACAAAAGAACCUCUUUUUCGUACAAAAUGAAACCAGAUGAAAUCUUGGCAGUUAAUAAUGGCCGAGUUAUGCACGCAAGAGCCGAUUAUAAAGAUACAAGUGAUAAUGUGCGACAUUUAGAGCAAGGUUAUUUUACCUGGGAUUGUGUUGAUUCCAAAAUCAGAAUUUUGGCUGAGAAUAUGGGAAUACAGUCGCCAAUUGAUUAGACAACGGCGUGUGGAUUGUAAGCAAUUUAAGUAGUAGAUUAGAACAAUUUAUAGCUAGUAGAUAAACGUUUCCUCGCCCGUUUUUAAUACUUAAUAGCCUCUCUGAAAUGUGAUUAUAAAGAGAUUCAACUAAGGGAACAUG